Molecule: messenger RNA, 2689 nt
Organism: Branchiostoma belcheri (Belcher's lancelet)
Lineage: Eukaryota; Metazoa; Chordata; Leptocardii; Amphioxiformes; Branchiostomatidae
Product: vascular endothelial growth factor C-like
Exons: 6
Coding region: 461-1507 (348 amino acids)
Cellular component (GO): membrane
Molecular function (GO): growth factor activity
Source: RefSeq, a predicted model, not a curated record
ACGGGCUUCUGAACUCUGACCCCGUAAUCCCGGCGUAUUCCAUAUUAUCGUCUGCACCGAAGGAAGGCUCACGCAGUCUCGGAGAAUGUUGAAACGUCUGACGCGGCGGUGGCGGGUUUUCUGGGUUCUAUCUCCUGUCUUCGCGCUGACAGAAUUGCCAGCAGCGCGAGUUUCUAUCAGCGGUGGACUUGUUCCCGGAUUGAUUCCCGGUUUGGCCUGAGAUACAGUCGCGGUGGUUUCUCAGACGCGCUGUUAUAAGUUGCCCGCCGUUUCGUGUGUGUGUGUGCACCGGUAGACAGGCAGCGGGCACUGCGGAGAAACGUUAGACUUUUGCCUGGGUCUUUCACAAGCCGUGAGACGUGACUUCCUCGGCUGCCAGCCAAGACUUGGCCGCCACGGGGACAAGAAACAACAACCCCGGAGCCAGCCGCGUCCUCGAACGGCGUAAAACGUUUUGUGUAUGGCCUGUUUUUAUGGCAAACUGAACCAGGUUCAACUGGGAGACUCUGCGAUGUCGGUGUACUCAUUGUUCGUCUUGGUGUCGCUGCUAGGAAAGCCCUUCGGCUACUCACACUUCGACACGAGAUCCAGGUUAGACAGAUACCUGGCCGGAGUCGGCAGCACAGAGGACCUGCUCAGGCUGUACUACCCGGAGGACUGGCGGAAAAUCAUGUGCCACAUGCGGGGCGGCGGGGAGCGCUACCAGUCCGACUACCAGUCCGACUACAGCGAGGACGGGUCCGGCAUGGGGCGGUCCGCGGCGGCCGCCACCAUGGACCUCAUGGACAUUGUGAAUAAGGUCGAUGAGGAGUGGGAGAAGGCGUUCUGUAAGCCCCGAGAGACGGCCGUGGACGCCGCCACGGAGCUGCAGGCACCCACCGACGUCACGUACCGUCCCAGCUGCGUGUCGGUGUUCCGCUGCGGGGGCUGCUGCAACGACGAGAGAUACGAGUGCAUCGCCUCGGAGAAGAACAUGGUCUCCAAAACGAUAUUUGAAGUGGGCCUGCGCGGCCCGUACCCGGUGACGAGGCCGUUUGAGAACCACACCCGGUGCGAGUGUCGCGCCAAGCUGGGCGCCAGGACAUCCUUCCUCUACCAGCGGAUGAACUACAAGAGAGCCGUGUCACCGCAUAUAAACACCAGAUGUUACGCACCCAACAAAACAUGCGGACCGUACGAAAAAUGGGACGACAGAGACUGCGCAUGCGUGCGCGCCGUCACCAUCAUAGAUGACGACGACCACUGCGGACCGCUGAAGGAGUGGAGGGAGGACGAGUGCGCAUGCGUGUGCAAGAGGCCGUGCCCCCAGCGGUUUAUAGAGGACCUGCAGACGUGUGAGUGCAGAUGCCCGCCGUACUACCAGACACGGUGUCAGAAAAAAGGACAGAAACUACACUGGGGCACAUGCAAGUGUGUCCCGAAGGACUGUCAUUACGUCAUGGCGUGUCCAGCGGGCACUGUGUACAGCACGGACGUCUGCGCAUGCGUCAUGCUUGCGGGCGGAUGAUUUGACUGGAGAGAGACAGACCCUAAAAACAAAACAGAAACUUUUGACCGAUCGAGAACACCUCACCGUGGUUCGAUGCCUUAGAAAUCUGUCAUGUUGUUGAAAGACAAUCUUUAUAUUUGCCUUCCAAUGCAAUAGAUAUAGGUACACGUAUUAGGAAAAUGGUUCAUCCAUGGCCAUAUGUGACAACUACAUAUGUUCAAGAAAAGUAGCCCCGAGGACACAGCAACGUUUUAAGUUGCGAUGUGCUUUAUAUUAGGAAAGGUCAUGGGACGUUGGACGAACCCCUUGGCACCGAUUUUCGCUAGCCUGUGUAUCUCCUGCAAUCCGCUAAGGGUCCUCACUGAACAAUACCAUCGCUGAAAAGAGCGGUACACUCCUUGGCGAACUUCACGGCAAGUUUCCGUCAUUGUAAUCCUUGAUAUGAUGAAGGAAAUAUGUAAUUUCUGAACCCUGUGGAAUACUUUGAGUGUAACUGAGUGUCUUCCAUAGCUGGAGAUAAUAAUGGAUACUGCAGGUAAUGCAGGUGUACAUAAGCAAUUCAUAUCUGGUUGAAACUAGUACUUUUCUUGUGGGUGUCAACUUGCAGUGCAUACAAUCAACCAUACUACGUUGUGACAGCUUAGCUCGAAGCUCCGUUGCUUUUAUAUCCACAAGAAAUGCAUUUAGUACAUGUGUUCGAAAAAAAGACAAUCUACCGUUGUUUUCACCCACAUGUUAGUUCAUAGCCUGAAACCCGGUCUUGUUAGCUAUAGCCUAAGUCGGCUGCCAAAAACCCGACAACAAUUUUUGGGAGCGGGCAUAGAGCUAUAUAUAUUGUAACAAGCUAUGCUGGAUUUCAGGCUAGUUACUUCAUUUGCACCUCUGCUCUGUGUACCGAUUCCACUUAUCAGAGGGUAUUUUAGAUUAUUACGUAGUGUAAUAUUGCUGUAAAGAAAAGUUAUGUCUAUGACUGAGGACAUAUUUAAUUGUGUAAUAUGUUACGCUUUAUCUUGCUGUAUAGUGUAAGGAAUUUAAUGUGCAUUUUUAUUGAAGUAAGUUCGGCUUGAGUCGGACUAUUAUCGAGCAAAGGGCGGAAGUUGAAAAGAAAAACUUACUUAUUUUCUUGAAAGUGCAUCGUAUUGUGAAUAUUUUUAUCCACAAUUUUGGUUUGUCAAAGAUCUGUCAGUAUAAAAAUAUUGA